This is a messenger RNA of Ictalurus punctatus (channel catfish), 1577 nucleotides long. It is a transcript of the gene calm1b, whose product is annotated as calmodulin 1b. NCBI's taxonomy places the organism in Eukaryota, Metazoa, Chordata, Actinopteri, Siluriformes, Ictaluridae. The coding region runs from base 150 to 599 and encodes 149 amino acids. The record is from RefSeq and is a predicted model, not a curated record. The transcript is spliced from 6 exons. Gene Ontology annotation, molecular function: calcium ion binding.
GAGAGUGGGAGUGUCCCGGAUGUAGGAACUCCCUGGCGGCUUUGCGUGGCGGAGGGAUACAUUUCACCCACAGCAGACAGAACAAACAGCAUCGCUGCGCCCCAUAAACCGCUUCCGCCUCUACAAGACUCUCUCUCCGCUCUACAAACAUGGCUGAUCAGCUAACAGAGGAACAAAUCGCAGAGUUUAAGGAGGCGUUCUCACUGUUCGAUAAGGACGGAGAUGGCACCAUCACGACUAAAGAGCUGGGCACGGUGAUGCGCUCUCUGGGACAAAACCCCACCGAGGCCGAGCUGCAGGACAUGAUCAAUGAAGUCGACGCUGACGGUAAUGGAACAAUCGACUUCCCCGAGUUCUUGACCAUGAUGGCCAGAAAGAUGAAGGACACGGACAGCGAGGAGGAGAUCCGCGAGGCCUUCCGGGUUUUCGAUAAGGAUGGAAAUGGCUACAUCAGCGCUGCAGAACUGCGUCACGUCAUGACAAACCUGGGCGAGAAGCUCACGGACGAGGAAGUGGAUGAGAUGAUCAGAGAAGCCGAUAUCGACGGAGAUGGUCAGGUGAACUACGAAGAAUUUGUACAGAUGAUGACUGCAAAGUGAAGCUUCCUGCCAUCUUAGAAGAAAAAAAAGUUUUAUUUACCUCUUGUGGGGAAAAAAAAUACAAUUAUUGAGAAUUGUUUCUGUACAGAGAAUGAUUGAAUGUUGAAAUGAAAAUAUCUUCCUUCUGUCCACAUGGAUAUAAAAUCAAAAAAAAACUCUGCAUGAAUAAGUUAGUGCUCCAUCCCUGCAGAUCCACACUCUGUUAUUAAAAUAAAAGAAAUAAUCGACCUACAGCUUACUACCCACAGACACCGCACACGUAAAGCUCGGCUGAUGUGUGACCUCGUCAUCUCUCCGUUUUCUCUUCUUCCUGCAUGCAGAGUGAGAAUGAACGUGACGUACCAGACCUUUUAUAUAUCGAGACAAACUGGGACCGAUAAUAGACGUGUGCUGAUAUUACAUUUACACAUUUCUUCUGUUAUUAUGUCAUCAAUUAUUGUAAUGAAUUAACAGUAUAUUAACAAUUGGCCGUAGAGAAAUCAAGACCUUUUUCAAAUUUAAGGCAACCAUAUAAACAUGAGGAAAGUCCAUAAUAAUAAUAAUAAUAAUAAUAAUAAUAAUAAUAAUAAUAAUAAUAAUAAUAAUAAUAAUAAUAAUAAAGUAUUGUGUGUUAAAUAUCGCAGUUGUUUUUAUUAUUAACACAUGCCUAAUGAAUAAACGCUGAGGGGAAGGGACUGUUGUCGGAAAUUAAAUAUAAAAAUAGGCUAAAAUGUCUUUAAACAUUUGGCAUGAUUUAGGUUUCAUUGAAGGUUUUUUGUGUUAAUGUUUGCUUGGAUGGUCAUCUUCUACUGUGGAGGAGAGACGCAUGCAUAACAUCAUCAUCAUCAUUAUUAUUAUUAUUAUUAUUAUUAUAGAAUACAUUUCAUUUGCUGAGUUCAGUUUACAUCCAUUCCAAGUUAUACGUGCUACUCUUUUUUUUUUUUUUUUCUUUUUUUUUUCUUUUGGGUUUUUUUUCCAAAUAAAAAACACCAUAAACAA